AGUCUUGCGUCAAGAGGAACGGAAAUGCACCCGAGUGCGCAUGCGGGGUAGUAUGGGGUAUAUCACUCCUCCAUACCAGGAGAAGCCGUUUACAGGCGUCCUUUUUCUUCUCCAUUCAAGCUAUACUCAUACCCGCAGCGUACGAGUAUCCUUAGCUACAGAUAUAGGCCCCAAACUAAUCCACCAUGGCCCCAACAACCCUAUCCGACAUCCAACAAACACCUCUUCCCACACCUACAAAACAGCUCAACCCAACCGCAUCCGACACAGACGCAAACACACGCACUCGUCCAAACAACCCCUCGCAAGUCCAAGUCCUCGGCAAGACAAAGUCAGGCAAGACCCUCAAGGUCCGCAGCUACCCGGUCUUCGACAACCUCGAGGAUGAGCGCCUCUACCGCAAGCAGCACCUCGCCGCUGCGUUCCGCGUCUUUGCCGAUAGAGGAUUCGACGAAGGUGUUGCGGGGCACAUCUCGGUGCGAGAUCCGAUUUUGACGGAUCAUUUUUGGAUAAACCCGCUCUCCGCCCACUUCUCGCUAAUAAAAGUCUCGGACCUAAUCCUCGUCGACGAAUCCGGCACCGUCGUCGAAGGCAACGAGCCCAUCAACCUCCCGGCCUUUGCAAUCCACAGCGAAAUCCACAAAGCCCGACCAGACGUGAACGCCGCCUGUCACGCACACAGCGUCGCGGGCAAAGCCUUUGCAUGUUUCGGUCGUGAGCUCGAAAUGCUCACGCAGGACUCGCUGCGUUUCUACAAAUCCCACGCCGUCUACCGCGAGUUCCGCGGGGUGAUUACGGACGGCGAGGAGGGGCGACGCAUCGCCGCUGCGCUGGGGAAUGGGAAGGCGGCGAUUUUGCAGAAUCAUGGGCUGUUGACCGUCGGUGGGAGUGUGGAUGAGGCGGCGUUUUGGUUUAUCAGUCUUGAUAAGACGUGUCAGGCGCAGCUGCUGGCGGAUGCGGCGGCCGCCGGUGGGUAUAAGAAGAUUAUUAUUGAUGAUGACGAGGCGGCGUAUACGGCUACUCAGGUUGGGGGGCCUGAGAAGGGGUGGUUGGCUUUCCAGCCGUAUUAUGACGAGCAGCUUGCGAAGACGAAGGGGGAGUUUUUGCUGUAAAUAUUGAUAUCAGUUGGCUAUGAUCCUAAAGAGACAGAUGG
This is a messenger RNA of Aspergillus calidoustus, 1153 nucleotides long. The record is from the annotation of a GenBank genome assembly. NCBI's taxonomy places the organism in Eukaryota, Fungi, Ascomycota, Eurotiomycetes, Eurotiales, Aspergillaceae.